Messenger RNA from Triticum aestivum (bread wheat), 1957 nucleotides. Its product is annotated as probable protein phosphatase 2C 48. Gene Ontology annotation, biological process: protein dephosphorylation. Gene Ontology annotation, molecular function: protein serine/threonine phosphatase activity. The record is from RefSeq and is a predicted model, not a curated record. The transcript is spliced from 4 exons. Lineage: Eukaryota; Viridiplantae; Streptophyta; Magnoliopsida; Poales; Poaceae. The coding region runs from base 586 to 1605 and encodes 339 amino acids.
AUACGCCGGGUCAGUCUCCGAGGACAUAUACCCGUCCCGUCGUCCUAUCUCCUUUCCUUCUUCCUUGGGCAAAGGAGGCAUCUUCGUGCUGCUGCCUCGGUCUGCAUGCUGUCUGUAGCUUCUACUGCACUCCCGCGCUCUUCAUCCCACCCCUUCGAUCUUCCCUCUCUUCUUCUCUUCUCUUCUCUUCUUUAAAAAGCUCCCUCCCGAGCUUUCACUUGACGCCAUAACUCGACCCACGCUUCUCCCCAACGCUUGCUUGCUUCCCGCCUUUCUUCCUUGGCCAAGUUAGCCAGGUCGACUGGGCCUAUCUGGCUAUCCAUAUCUCCAGUCCAAGCUCGUCUCUUCAAUCCGAAGUCGAGCGCCCUCACACACACAAGAAAGAUCCAGGAGAAACGAUCAGUCGAUCAGCACAUCUCCUAAGCUAAAGAAACCGCCCGAGCGAGCUCCCUAUCCACUCCACCCAUCGCCAUGGCCGGUCAGUGCUCUGUCCUCGCCCGUGCACACCACCAACAGUGCUGUCGGUCACCCACAAACUAAGAGAGCAAGGGGGGAGACAAAAACUCUUCUCUUGGUCUAGCGAGAAUGUGGCAGCUGUCGUCGCUGCUUCAGAGGCUGGCCCGAUCCAUGGCUCUGGGAAAGGAGCGGAAGGAGGAGGAGCAGGGGACGGUGCUGCGGACGUCGGGGACGCUGCGGGGCGAGGGCUCCGGGACCUUCGCCGCCGUGUGGUCCCGCCGCGGCGAGAAAGGCACCAACCAGGACUGCUCCGUCGUCUGGGAGGGGUUCGGAUGCCAGGAUGACACCAUCUUCUGCGGCAUCUUCGACGGCCACGGCCAGUGGGGCCACUACGUCUCCAAGGCCGUCCGGGACUCGCUGCCGCCAUCGCUGCUGUGCCGCUGGCAGGAGGCCGUCGCGCUGGCGUCGCUCAUCGACGGCGAGAAGAAGCUCUGCGACUCCCACUUCGACCUCUGGAAGCAGUCCUACCUUGCCGCCGCCGCUGCCGUCGACGACGAGCUCCGCCGCAGCCGCCGUCUCGACGCUGUCAACAGUGGCUCAACGGCGUUGUCGAUCGUCAAGAAGGGUGACACGAUGGUGAUCGCGAACGUCGGCGACUCCCGAGCUGUCCUGGGGACCAUGUCGGACGACGGCAGCAUCGCCGCCGUCCAGCUCACCGUGGACUUCAAACCCAACCUGCCUCAGGAGAAGGCGCGCAUCGUGCAGUGCAAGGGCCGCGUGCACUGCCACGACGACGAGCCCGGCGUGCACCGGGUAUGGCUGCCCCACCGGGAGGCGCCGGGGCUGGCCAUGUCGCGCGCGUUCGGCGACUACUGCGUCAAGGACUACGGCGUCAUCUCGGCGCCGGAGGUGACGCAGAGGAGGAUCGCCGCCCGGGACCAGUUCGUCAUCCUGGCCACCGACGGGGUCUGGGACGUGGUCUCCAACGAAGAGGCGGUGCAGAUCGUGGCUGCCACGCCGGACAGGGAGAAGGCGGCGAAUCACCUCGUCCAGUGCGCCGUCCGUGCUUGGAGGCGCAAGCGGCGGGGCUACGCCGUCGACGACUGCUCGGCGAUCUGCCUCUUCCUCCACCACUCGCCGCCAUCGUAGACGGACAGCUUCGUCCCUGCAUUGCCGUGAAGACCAAGGAAGGAAGAGAAAGACGUCCGUCCUUUUCUUGGUAGAGUGAGUGCAGACGUCGAGGUCAGAGACCAAAAUGGCAGAUCACAGCAAAUCAGAGCGUGCGGCAGUUGGGCUGGCGAUCGGGACGGUGGGCGAACUGCUGCCGGUGGAUGACCGGAAAAUCUCCCCAAACUGCACGAGAAUCAACAGCAGCCAGCGGCAAGGGGGGCAGAUGCAUUUUUGUCCUCAUUCUCUGUGUAUGGCUCCGUCUUCGUUAUGACGGGAAAUAGUCACGAUCAUUGCCUUAUUAUCAGUGUACAUCAAUCACAACAGGGUCAUA